Molecule: messenger RNA, 1819 nt
Organism: Hibiscus syriacus
Lineage: Eukaryota; Viridiplantae; Streptophyta; Magnoliopsida; Malvales; Malvaceae
Product: protein MICRORCHIDIA 2-like
Exons: 17
Coding region: 99-1811 (570 amino acids)
Cellular component (GO): nucleus
Molecular function (GO): ATP hydrolysis activity
Source: RefSeq, a predicted model, not a curated record
GACAUCAGUCUAUUUCCGACCUAAACUUCAUACGGCGAAGCACCGUCCCUGUGCUCUUGGCUCAGAAACAAAAAACUUAUAUAACUUCCAUAAUUAAAAUGCCGAUAAGCUCAGGAGCCACCACGCCGCCGGUACCACCCUCCAAUGAAACCCUAGAGUCUCGGAGUUUCUGGAAGGCCGGGAAUUAUGUCGUUGCCCCCUCUUCCAAACCUGCUCUGCUACAAGGCUCAUUGGAGCAUGCUCGUGUACAUCCCAAGUUUCUUCAUUCAAAUGCGACGUCGCAUAAGUGGGCGUUUGGAGCAAUUGCCGAGCUAAUGGACAAUGCUGUCGAUGAAAUCCAACAUGGUGCAACUUUUAUUAAGGUUGAUAAAAUUGAUGUAAUGAAGUAUAAAUCUCCAGGUCCAGCUUUACUUUUUAUAGAUGAUGGUGGAGGAAUGGAUCCUGCACUGAUACGGAAAUGUAUGAGCUUGGGUUAUUCUUCUAAGAAAUCAAAUACAACGAUUGGACAAUAUGGCAAUGGAUUCAAGACAAGCACCAUGCGACUAGGAGCUGAUGUUAUUGUUUUCAGUCGAUCAAAUAGGGGAAGCAAAGCAACACAGAGCGUGGGACUUCUAUCUUACACCUUUCUACGCAGAACCGGACAGGAUGAUGUCAUCGUUCCUAUGAUUGAUUUUGACAUUUCUGGUCAUUGGGCGGAGCCAAUAAUUUACAGCUCACACGAUGAUUGGUCUUCUAACUUGAAAACUAUCUUGGAAUGGUCUCCCUUUUCAUCAAAGGAAGAGCUGCUGCUACAGUUUGAUGAUAUCGGACCACAUGGAACAGAAAUAAUAAUAUACAACUUAUGGCUGAAUGAUGAAGGCAUAUAUGAACUGGCUUUUGAUGAUGAUGAUGAGGAUAUUCGACUGAGAGAUGAAGCUCUUCAUGGAGCUACUGGGAUGCUCAGAAAGACGGUUGAACUUCAGUCCCAUAUUUCUUACCGCAUGCGGUAUUCACUGAGGGCAUAUGCUUCAAUGCUAUACCUCAGAAAAUUUAACAACUUCCAAAUCAUAUUAAGAGGGAAACCUGUGCAGCAGUUCAAUAUUGCUGACGAGUUACAGUAUCCAGAAGUUGUAACAUACAAACCUCAAGUAGCUACUGGAUCAAAAGAGUCUUCAGUAGAAACUACAAUUGGAUUUAUAAAGGAGGCCCCUAUAAGAGUUUCUGGAUUUAAUGUAUACCAUAAAAAUCGCCUUAUCAGGCCCUUUUGGAAAGUGACAAGUGAUGGCUCUGUAAUAGGGAACGGUGUUGUUGGUGUGCUUGAAGCUAACUUUAUAGAACCAGCACAUGACAAGCAGGAUUUUGAGAGGUCAUCACUGUUUGUCCGGCUGGAAAAUAGGCUAAAACAGAUGGUUCAUGAUUACUGGAAAACCCAUUGUCACUUGGUUGGCUAUCAACCUCCAGGCUUCGCUGCAAAGUUGAAGAAGCAAUUGUCAUCUUCUCAGCAUAACAGUAGUUCUAAUUUGCAAGCAGAAAGUGAUGACCCAUCUAUUGUACAUAUUCUGGAGGAUGACGAGCUCGGUUUAAGAGGUGAACAACCAGGUAUUGUUGUUCUUAAUGAUGCCAUGUCUGAAGAUGGUCUGGCAUCCAUAUCAGUUGACCAGUUAUGUGAAGAGAACAUACAACUUUUCACGAGGUGCGAGGAAAAAGCACGGAAGGAAGCCGAAUUGAAACAGACGAUUGCGGAACUGGAGAAGGGGUUGGAGGAUAUGAGAAAGAAGUGUGCCCAGCUUUCUUCACUCCUAGAGGCCAAACGUAAACGGAUGGUUACAUAAAAAAAAAA